Molecule: messenger RNA, 3601 nt
Organism: Temnothorax curvispinosus
Lineage: Eukaryota; Metazoa; Arthropoda; Insecta; Hymenoptera; Formicidae
Product: sodium-coupled monocarboxylate transporter 1
Exons: 6
Coding region: 83-2062 (659 amino acids)
Biological process (GO): sodium ion transport; transmembrane transport
Cellular component (GO): membrane
Molecular function (GO): symporter activity
Source: RefSeq, a predicted model, not a curated record
AUCCGCGAUCGUUCACGAGCAUCUUCAAUACGCAGACGAACCUCGAUCACGGAAGGAGUUCCGAAGUAAUCGUGGAUCCGGGAUGACGACCCAUAUCACAUCUAUGGUGGUGGACUAUCUGGUGUUCAUCGGGUUCAUCGUAAUUUCCUUCGUGAUACCGCUAUGGGGAAACUUCAAAACGAAAAAAAAGGAGACGAAGGCGAAUUACGUGUUCGCCACCGGCAGCGUGUCGAUGGGCGCGAUGAUGCUAUCAAUCGCACGUGGAACUCUCGGCGUCAGGUCCUUCCUGGGUUAUCCUUCGGAGCUGUAUUAUCGAGGCAGCGCCAUGUGGGAGACUCUAUACGGAAUGCUCUUGGCGUAUCCCAUCGUCUGUUUCAUCUUCGUACCCGUUUACUACAGCCUCGGUAUCACGUCAGUCUACCAAUAUUUGGACAUGAGGUUCAAGUCAAAACUAGUCAGAUGUCUGGCGAGUUUCUCUUACGUCGUACGGAGUCUCCUGAACUUGGCGGUCACGGUAUUCACCCCUUGCGUUGCUCUGAAAGCGGUAAUAGGACUUCCAUACUGGGCUAGUAUUGUGGGAAUAACGACUAUUUCUGUGGCUUUCACGAUCAUAGGAGGUUUAAAAGCUGCUAUUCUAUCGGACGUUAUACAAGGCCUGACAAUGAUUGGUGUAUCUGCGGUCAUCAUCAUUCAGGGAACUAUCAAAGCUGGCGGACCGGCUAGUGUCUUCAAUGUAACUUACGAGCGCGGACGACUAGAUUUCUUCAAUUUUGAUAUGGAUCCGACUCUUCGAGUAACGACAGCGUCGGCGACACUAGGUCAGCUUUUCAUGAGUUUAUCCAUUUUCGGAUGUCAGCAGAAUUUUGUUCAGAGAUAUUGCAGUAUGUCCAGCCAAAGAAAGGUUGUCAAGACAAUGAUGGCCAACAUGCCUAUAAUUGUGAUCUUGUUCUCAUUAUCUUGGAUCGUUGGAAUGGUGAUUUUUACUAAUUACGCCGACUGCGAUCCACUCAGUCUGGGAUAUAUUUCCAAAAUCGACGAGAUUGUACCGUUCUACGUCGAAGACAAAUUCUCCAAUGUACCCGGAAUGCUAGGUCUGGUAAUGGCAACUCUUUUCAACAGCGCCUUGACUUUGGCGGUAUCGAAUCUCAGUUCUCUCGCAACGGUGACUUUCGAGGAUUUCCUGAGUCACAUACCUGCGAUGACUGCUCUGAAAGACACGCAGCAGCUUUGGACGAUCAAAAUAAUCGGUGUCAUCUACGGUUUGCUAAUAAUCGGCAUUAGCUUCUUGGUAGCCAUGUUGUCUGGCGUAAUAGAAUCUUCUAUGCUGAUGACGUCGGCGACGUCUGGACCUCUUCUCGGUGUAUUCCUCCUCGCCAUGUUGGUACCUUGCGCCAAUUGGAAAGGUGCCGCCGCUGGUAUGAUUUUCAGCCACGUAACGACGAUGUGGAUCACCUUCGGUCAUCUCAGUUUGGGUACCGUGGUCGAGAUGCUACCUCUAUCGACGGAAAAUUGCCAAAACGAGACGUUUUCCUCAUGGGAUACCAAACCAAUUAGUCUAGAAUAUUCUACACCGAACGUCUCCAGUUGGACGACACCUCAGGAAAACAUUACGUUAUUGCCUGUCGAUGAGAGCAAUAAAUCGUCUAAUCCUUUAAAUGUUCUUUACGGGAUUACUUAUAUGUAUUACGCUCUCAUUGGUAGCAUAACGACAGUCGGCGUCGGUAUCGUCGUGAGUUUAAUUACGGCUGAUGCCGAAGCUGAUAAGUACGAGGAGCACUUGCUACAUCCUACAGCACGAAAGAUAGCGGGAUUAUUUCCCGGAAAGCGGAGGCUCUACGCCAGCAACACUCGUCUUGGGAAUAAAAAUGAUACGGACGUCACGAAUGCCACCCUUUCCUCGGUGAUGUCUAUUCCCGAUAGUGUCGAGAAGAUAACUCCUCAAAUAUGUGUCGAUGAUAGAGGAAAGCAACACCUAAAUGAUAGCUAUAUGGAGAAACUGAACGCGCUAAAGAACGUUUCCCUUGAUGUAACCAAUGAGAUUGGCAAGCACACUAAAUUAUAAUACUAUGAUGCAAGAUCGGGAUAAAAGUUCUUCGUGCAUUAUUCGCACUAUCACCAUUGGAUCGACACUUGCGAGAAUAGGGAUAUACUGUGAUGAACUCAGCGAGCGAACAGCUGUGUAUAUGUUAGUACCAAAUUUUAUUAUCCGAACAUGGAACGCGGGUUUGUGACCUGUGCGCAUACAUGAAACGUAAUUACGUGUAAGCAAAGUUUCCCUCGAUUACAGUACUCGAGCUACACUCACAUUCAGCUCAAAAUAUCACUCAAAUGAAGGCAAUUCAGGGAUGCAAUUCGCGAAAACUUCUAACUUGCGUGUGCCAAUUAGAGUUAACUACGAGACACGCGUGACGUAAGCUGCAUUUAGACAUGAACACGAUUUACUGGGAAAAAUUGUCAAGUACACACGUGUUUGCUGAAUAGAAUUCACAUCACCACUCGCAAUGAAUGAUUUCUGUAUCUGAGCGAAGAGAACAGAAAUAGAAAUCGGUAUAAUUAUCGGUGUAAUUACUACUAACAAUUGGUAAAAAGAGUCACGUUUAGAAUAAUCGAAAACGUGGAUAUAUAGUUCUGUAAUUUGAUUACAGAUAACGAAAAAUAAUCAAAUUAUCGGUUAAUAAAUUUUUUCACUUUUAUUGCUACACGAUAUUUCGAUUGUAUUGUCGAAAUAAUAAUAUGCAUUCAAGUGUAUUCUUGUUACGCUUCUUCCUGAAUUAUACAUAUAUUCAGUAGGAUUCUCCAUUCUCCCUCAAGGAGGAUUAAUUUCUUGAAUCCUAUUUAUCCAUCAAUUUUAAAGAUAUAUUUUAACAAUAAAAGUACAUCUUUCAACAAUAUUUCCAUAUGAAAAAAUAAAUCAAAAUGGUAAAAAAAUUCUUUUCGGAUUGUUUUCACAUAUUUGUUCGUGAAAAAUUCAUGUCUUUUCAAGUUAUAUUAUUUUUAUUUUGUAAAUAUGCUAGGAAAUUUUUCUCUUUAUCGUGGAAAUAAUGAAAGUAAAAUUCCAUCGAUCCUCUAAAGUCUAAAGAAGUUAAAUAAAGAAGCAGUAUAGUCUGAAUAUACUAACACAGAAAUACAUCAAUAUUUUAUAACUUCAUAUGAGAUUCAAUGAUUGGAAUCGAUUCUGUGCAAUAAUAUAUAUCUUCGUAUUAUAUUAAAGAUGAAGAUAUAUUAGAUUGCGAAAUAGCAAUCAUAUGUAAGGGUUCCUCUAACGUAGUAUUUAGAUCUUAAACGAGUUUCGAACUUUCCAUACCAAUAAGUAAUAUUAUAUUUUGCAGAAAGUUACGCGUAUCUGACAUGUGUAUGUGUGUAAUUCGCGUGUGCAUUACUUUUAAGUUUUUAGCACUAAACUUCGAUAUUACAGUCAAUUUUUGUACUUCAGAGAGUGUGAGUUAUUUUAUAAGUAGAAUGUUGUGCUCUUCGAAAUAUAUGAUAAUGUAGAUUUGUAAAUGAUGCCAAUCCAACGACUGUGAUCGUUGAUUUUAUUUGUAUAUACCAUAGUGCCUACAUACCUAUUUAUUAUUUCAAUAAUACAACUCAUUAAUUUUUA